This is a messenger RNA of Chlamydomonas reinhardtii, 1704 nucleotides long. RefSeq lists its product as uncharacterized. The transcript is spliced from 4 exons. Gene Ontology annotation, biological process: acetate transmembrane transport; succinate transmembrane transport. Lineage: Eukaryota; Viridiplantae; Chlorophyta; Chlorophyceae; Chlamydomonadales; Chlamydomonadaceae. Gene Ontology annotation, cellular component: plasma membrane. The coding region runs from base 80 to 751 and encodes 223 amino acids. Gene Ontology annotation, molecular function: acetate:proton symporter activity. The record is from RefSeq and is a predicted model, not a curated record.
CUUACACAGCAAUUAUACGACCACUCCUGCAAAAAUAAGGGUCCUUCCAUUAGACAAUCGCUCUGUAGAACCCCGAAAGAUGUCCAACCUAAACGGCGCGCUAGACGUAGAGGCGCAGCCCUAUGACCCCAAACAGAAGGCUAUGCUGAAGCCUGCGGGCGAAGCAGGCACUAAGGCCGAUGAGUUUGUCCGCGGCGACCCCGGCCCGUUCGGUCUUCUAUGCUUCGGGAUGACAACUUGCAUGCUGAUGUUUGUCACGACUGAGUGGACCACAAAAGCCUUCAUUCCCACGGUCUUCUGUUACGCGAUGUUCUACGGUGGCCUGGGCCAGUUCGUCGCCGGCGUGCUGGAGCUGAUCAAGGGCAACACUUUUGGCGGCACUGCCUUCGCCUCCUACGGCGCCUUCUGGAUGGGCUGGUUCCUGCUUGAGUACCUGUCGAUCACCAACAAAGCAAUGUUCCCUGGCGUCAAGAGCGGCAAGUCCCUGUGGUGCGGUCUGUGGGCCGUCCUGACCUUCGGCUUCUUCAUCGUGACGCUGCGCAAGAACGGCUGUCUGAUGACCAUCUUCAGCACGCUAGUUAUUACGUUCGCAUUGCUCUCCGGCGGAGUCUGGAGCCCGGAAUGCGAGCAGGCCGCGGGUUACUGGGGCUUCUUCUGUGGGUCCAGUGCCAUCUACGCGGCAUUUGCGUUUCUAUACAAGCAGGAGCUAGGAAUUGUGCUGCCGGGGGCUCGGCCCGUCGCCUACAUCUAGAGGAGCGCCAACUGCAGGCAGCGGGCGGGAGCUGGGCUGCCGGCAGCCGCUCAUGAAGCUUAGAGCUGCAGGGCAUGCUGCGGCACAACAGGCUGGGCUAGUGUCGGCGCGGCAUGGUCGGGCUGACUGGUGGCAGUGUACAAGGUCGCCAGCUAGAACACAGAGGUAGCAUUGCUAUGGGCAUGAUACGGUAGCAGGAACUAGGGGACGACACGGCAGCGGUCCGCGUUGCGUCCAUGUUGCGUCACUCGCGGGAUGAGGGUGUCUACCAUCCCGCUGAAUAUCAAUAUUCAUUCGUCAUAGCAUUGUUGCAGAGGUUCUGUCGGCGUGAUUGCUACUCGGGGUGAGAGCAGCUGUAGAGGUGAACAGCCACAGCUGUGAAGUGUGAGUCGAAGAUAGCAGUAAUCAGCUAGCGAUCGCGCCAUGGGUUGGGGGGCAUGUAUGUAUAGCAGGUGCACUGGCAGGUGCACUGAUUACGAUGUCCGUGCUGUUUGAGGUUAUUACGGUGCAGAAUGACUGAUUGUGAAAGUGAGCGAGGCAUGACCAAUGAAUGAGGUUGGGUUGAAGGGGGACGCUGCGACGCGGGAAUGGUGCCACUGCGAUUUGCAAGUGCACGUCGAAGGGGGUGGGUGAACACGGGCUGACGUUCAAUUGCCUAUUCAUCCGCACCAACGUUGCAAGUGCAUGAGUAUUGGCGGGUAGCGUCGAGCCGGUGAGAGAACGUGUGAGAGAGAGAGCACUGGUGCCAAGGCAGGCAUACGAUGGGGGGGCCAUGCCGCUACAUACCGAGGCGGGUGUCGUGACCUGGCGUGUGACCGUGCAUAUCGUGUGACUGAGUGAUUUGGAUGUGGUUUUGGCGUGUGGGAAUAGGGGAACGUGCCCGAGGUUGGUUGGCCCGACAUGGUGUAUUGCAUGGGAGGCCGGAGUACGGGUGAUCCGAGAGAGGAUAUAGG